Verticillium alfalfae VaMs.102 is the source of this 1500-nucleotide messenger RNA. RefSeq names its product pre-mRNA-splicing factor sap114. Gene Ontology annotation, molecular function: RNA binding. Gene Ontology annotation, biological process: mRNA cis splicing, via spliceosome; regulation of alternative mRNA splicing, via spliceosome. The record is from RefSeq and is a predicted model, not a curated record. The transcript has 3 exons. Bases 1 to 1500 code for a protein of 499 amino acids. Gene Ontology annotation, cellular component: catalytic step 2 spliceosome; U2 snRNP; U2-type prespliceosome. NCBI's taxonomy places the organism in Eukaryota, Fungi, Ascomycota, Sordariomycetes, Glomerellales, Plectosphaerellaceae.
AUGGCCUCGGCCGCGACGAACGGCGAUGCCGCCGCGGCUCUCGACGACAUCAAGCCCCCCGCCGGUGUCGUGCUCCCGCCGCGCGAGAUUCGCAACGUCCUCGAGAAGACGGCGGGCUACGUGGCGCGCAACGGAUUUGUCUUCGAGGACAGGAUCCGCGAGAAGGAGCGCGCCAAUCCCAAGUUCAGCUUCCUCAACACGGCCGACGCCUACUACGCCUUUUACCAGUGGCGGCUCGAGGAGAUCAAGGCCGGGCGCGGCACGGCCAUCGCCGCGGGACGCGCCAACGAGGCGGCGGCGGCGGCGGCGGAGAAGCCCAAGGGACCCCCUAAGCAGGCGGACUUUCAGUUCUCGGCGCGCAUGCCGCGGCUCAGCCAGAAGGACCUCGACGUCAUCCGGCUGACGCGCUCGCGAGGCCGGCAGCCCGCAGUUUCACUUUCUCAUCCCGAACCACACCUUCACAACUUUUCCAGCACCAGGUCGACCAGUACACGGCGCUGCUGCGGACGACGGGGCCUCGGCGGCGAGGGCGGCAAGCUGCAGCAGGAGGUCACGGCCGAGCUGCAGGGCAACGUCGACGACAAAUACAGGGUGCUGGCGCGGGCGCGGCAGCGGGCCGAGUACGCGCGCUUCCAGGAGGCCGAGAAGGUCAAGAGGGAGCAGGAGACGGAGAAGAAGCGCGAGGAGUUUGCGCGCAUCGACUGGAACGACUUUGUCGUCGUCGAGACGAUUGUCUUCAACGACGCCGACGAGCAGGCCAACCUGCCGCCGCCGACGAACCUCGCCGACCUGCAGUACGCGUCUCUCGAGGAGAGGAACAAUGCGUCGAUUGGCGGCAAUUUCCGCAUCGAGGAGGCCAUGCCCGACGAGGUCACCGACUACAACGCGACGUCACUGCCUCUGCACAACAGCUACGCGCCGCAACAACCCCAGCAGCAGCAGCAGCAGCAGCAGCAGCAGCAGCAGCAGCAGCAGCAGCAGCCAUACCACCAGACACACGGACCGAAUGGACAACCGCCGAGGAAGACGGCCGAAGAGGAGGAGGAAGAUAGGCGGAUCCAGGAGAGGAGCGACGCGCGCGCGAGGGAGCAGCAGGCGCGAGCCGAGGCACGGGGCGGCAACGGGCCCAUGAAGAUCAAGGAGAACUACGUGCCGCGGGCGAUGCAGCGGGCGGCGCAAGCGGUGCCGAUGGCGCUGUGCCCGAACUGCAAGCAGCAGAUUCCGAUGGACGAGCUCGAGGCGCACAUGAGGAUUGAACUGCUCGAUCCUCGAUGGAAGGACCAGAAGGCCAAGGCCGACGCGCGUUAUGCGACGACGAACCUGUCGACGGCUGAUGUGGCCAACAAUCUCAAGAGGCUGGCAAGUCAGCGCAGCGAUGUGUUUGACGGCAUCACGGGCCAGCCUCUGAGCGAAGAGGAGCAGGCUCGACGGAAGAAGGCGGCGGUCACGGCGUGGAGAACCCCAACAUGGGGCCCAACCACAUGCAAGGGCUCAAUGUGA